Molecule: messenger RNA, 13786 nt
Organism: Scomber scombrus (Atlantic mackerel)
Lineage: Eukaryota; Metazoa; Chordata; Actinopteri; Scombriformes; Scombridae
Product: high affinity choline transporter 1-like
Exons: 9
Coding region: 8965-10626 (553 amino acids)
Biological process (GO): choline transport; acetylcholine biosynthetic process; transmembrane transport
Cellular component (GO): plasma membrane
Molecular function (GO): choline:sodium symporter activity
Source: RefSeq, a predicted model, not a curated record
GAAGCACAUACAGAGAGCAAGUUAAGACAAUUGAAGCCUGAAAGCAAAAGCAGGGAGCAACUAACAAACCUGUAUGGCCUGUGCAUGUGCACACACUCACAGACACACACUCUCUAAGCGGAGAGUUCCUGAGCUUUUCUUGGUACAGGAAAAUGACUCUUAAAGGGACAGUGCUGCCUAUGCCUCUGCCUCUGCACAGCUCGUCUCUUGUUGAUUCAGGCUGAAGAGGGAAAGGGCAGAGGAGAAAAACAAGCUGCUUUAUGAUUUUAAAUGAGGGAAGAUGAGAGUGUUUGCCAGACAGGAGAUGAGGUUUGACGGUCGGUAUUGAAAUUCCCUGUGGUAUUCAAUUAUGAGAAGUUUUUCUUUCUCAAUGAGGAAGAAGUGGUCAGGAUUUUUCUUGUCUGCCACAUUUUAUAGUCUGUAAAAAAAAAAAAAAAAGAAAAGCAGGACGGUGGUUUUUGAUCUCAUGAUGUAGGUCAGCUCUAUAGGAAUGUGUCUGUAGAGUUUAAUCAGUUUGAUAUAUUUGUGUCUGGCAGCUAAAUGAUGAGUUUGCAUGAAAACAUUGAAGCAGUAAAUUUGCAGAUCUUUAGUUAGUCUGCAACUGUAAAAAGAAGCAAAACAUUCACAGGUCUGAUUUGUUGAAAUGGAAACUUCUCUCCCCACCAGUGUGAGAAUGUGUGAAAUUUGUCUGAAGAUAUUUGGCUUUGAGGCUGCGUGUGACAUGCUGAGAGAUGGCUUCAGAUGAACCGAACAGAGACCCACUUGCAGAAAUAGGCAUUCAGAUCAAGGCGGACUUGAUCUCUUGCGCAUGAAACACACACAACUCAUGCCUGUUUCUUCACUGCAUCUUCUUGCUUCUCUGUAGUUACUGUCCCUGUUCUACCCAUGUGAUUUACUAAAUGCUUGAUACACUAAACCAUAUGGACAGAACAAGCAAGGCUUUGUGGAAGUCUUGGGCAAGGAGGCAGUUAUGCGCGCCCACACUCACACACAAGCACACACACCAAUAAAACUGAAGAAGCGGAAGAAAGCAGGGGCAACUUAGAGGGGGAGAUGUUUUUCUCGACAUAUUGCGGCCGUGUGACGAUCCUGGUGGCAUCUGUCACGCUGGCUGUGUAGUCAUUGUGAAACACAGCAUGUAUGUGAGAGAUAGAAAGGUGCAGUGAGUCAUUUUUUUAUGACGAAGUUUGAGUCAACAUGAAAGAAAAAGCGCUUUUUAAAAAAAUGUCUCUUAAAACAAAAAGGAGACAAUUUGAAGACAGUGGAGAGGUGUGUUAAAGAGAGAGGGGGAAACAAAUGGGGUAAAGAGUGAGAUAAAAGAGCUAGAGAUGUUUCGGCAGAGAGAGACAGAGUUGGAAAGAUUAAGGGGGAGUUGUUAAUGAGCUGAUCAUGAGCAGCUGAAGGUGCCAGUGCCGCUCUACAGCAAAAGUCAUCCUCAUGUGGUCUGAAACAAAACAGGGGCUGGGUCUGCCCUGCAUUCUGAGCACAGCUAAUUGGCUGCAGACAGGAGGUCUGCUGCAGUCACCAAUCAGGUGGUUUCCCUUUCUUCUGUGUACUGUGUAACCCCUCCCACCAUGUGAAGGUUUAAAACCAGGGGGAAGGCUGUGUGCUUAUUCUAGAGAGUUUCAUUCUUCUUGAUUGAACCUGCCUCAUGAGCUCUGAACAUCUACCUUGACUCCUCUCCUCUCCAGAGCACUUUGAUAAAAAACAGUUUUGAAAUAGACUUUUUUUUGCCUUUUUACCAGUUCCCUCUUAAAUGAGUUUAAGAGACUGAGUAGAGCACCCGUUGUUACUUUGUGUUGCCCUCCAUCUGUUGUCACUCCCCAACACUGUGGAUGACUGUCGCAUGAACCUGGACUGAAUUUAUCACCUGGCCUUGCUCUCUGUCCUGUGAGAAUAGCCUCUGUUCCCUCUUCACAUCAUCACUAAGAACUGACACGUACUGUUAACCCUAGGUAUGUAUCCAACCACCGUCUGUGCUCACUUUACAUCUCCUGUGUGAGAUAUGUCUUUGGUUUUGUUGUUUACUUCAUGUACUCUUUGAUUUUAUAUAGAUGUUCUCAGCUACAUUUUUACAGUACAGCAGCAGCACAAGUGUGUGUGUGUAUGUGUGUGUGCUUGUGUGCGUUUUCCAAGUUUGUGCAGGCAAAUUGAGAGUGCAUACCUAUCCUAGAAAUAGAUCUGAUGGGCAUUGCUGUGAAAGCCAAAGCAGGUUUUGCUCUGUGACAACAGCUGCUAUCUUUGUUUUCUGUAUUCCCUCUAUCAAUGGUUUUGAUAAGCUGUAAUUUUCCACUGCACUUGGUCUGAGAAUAGAGAAGUAGCGCAGACUGGGAUCAUGCUCAGACUGUGUGGUACAUAAUACACUAAGUGGUAUCAGAUUGUCUUGGACUAAUGAAAAUGCUAUGAAUUAAAUUUUAAUGAUGAUAUCCUCGUAUGACGUAGUAUUAUGUACUGUGUUUAAAAUGUUUUAAAUGAAAAUCCAUUUUAUUGGCUUGUAUGGAGACUUUUGUAUAAGUGAAGCAUAUUUUUGAGUGACUGUAUAGGAUGCUGAGAGUGACUGUCAUUUAUUUUGAAUAAUAACCAAAAAGAUUUUUGUAAGUACACCACUAUAGAUGCAAAGUUUUUGUUUGUUUGUGUUUUUUUUUUUACAUAUUUAUUUAAAAUGUCCUGGUUUUUCAGUGAUGUUUUUUUUUUCAUGGCGUAUUUCCUGGCAGUCCUCACCUACAGUACUUUUUUUUAGUUUUUUGUUAAUCUGACUUCCUUACCUUUUCUCAUUUACUCCAGUCCCAGUCAUGCCCCUUGAGAGCUGAUUCACUCAAUUGAUGAAUAGUUCAGUGCCUUCCAAAAGCCAUAAAGCAGCAGAGAUUAAUGUGACUUUUACAAUGACCACUUCCUCUUUACAGUUGUUGUCUCUGCAGUUGAUUUCCCGGAAAAGUUCAAAAUCAAGGCUGCAUCCGUUCAGGAAACUAAUCUUAGAAGUCCUGUUGGCCGUAUUAACGAAAUUAUCCAUAUUAAGACUGAAGAGAAGGGAAAGGGGAGAGAGAGAGAGAGACAGAGAGGGAGAGAGUGAGAGAGUGAGAGAGAUGUAAACAGUUUUUUUUACCCCCUUUUUUUUCCAUGUUGGUCUUCUCCCUGGCUGCCCCUCUCUCUCUCUCGCUCUCUCUCUCUCUCUAUAUAUCUCUCUUCUCUCUGUGAAAGACAAUACGUUUGUAUCUGGAGCAUGACAAGAUCACAUUUCCCUGGCACUUACCAUCAACCUGAACUCUUAAAGCUUUAUAGCACAGAGUAAAACUGCAUGUGCACAAACCGGUAGAAUUGUAAGGAAAGUUAGAAGUUGCACUUAGUUCAAUACCAGCUAGAUAGUUAUAGAGGACGACGAUGUCAGAGAAGAUUCAAAAUCGCGAAGAUUGCUGGGGGUGGAGAUGGAGAAGAGGCAAGCAACAAACACAUGGUUCGCAGUAGAGCCUGUCUGAACGGAAAAGUACUGAGAGGCAGGGAGAUGAGGAGGUGUGUGUGUGGGUGGGAGGGAAGGUAUUCAUAGAAAUAGAGUUGUAGCUGCUCCAGUGCCAAAACACACUUGUGCACCUGUAUGAAAGAGAAUAUCACAUAGAGUAUUUAUACAGAGAAAGUACUCAUGUCUGGAGAUAGUUUUAAAUACAGAGACAAUCUUUCCUCUGCCUGCGUUCUGACAUCCAAACAGUACAAGGUCAUAUAUAGCCUCCAGCACAAAGGCUUUAAAUGGCAUUAGGCGGAGUCACACCUGCACAUAUAGCUACUGUCAACAUAUGAUCAUUUUGUAGGUGGAAAGUCUGUUAACAUACACGUCCUUGCACGUCGCCCUUCGUGACAUAAGACGUUUGACAGUCAUGUCAGGUUCACAUAUUGAAUGUUUUGUUAAUUAGAGCCAAAUACUAAAAUGGUUCUGUCAGCAUUUUUUUUUUUUAAGUGUAAUUUCUGUAGUUUUAGUUGUUUUUUUCUAUGUUCUUAAUUGAAUGGGGAACCAUGAUGAGCGUGUGGAUCAUCAACAAGAAAAAAGAGAAGUUAAAAUGCAGUAUUUGAUUCAUACCUGCACAUGAGAAACAACUACAGUACAGUAAUAAAAGGGAAAGCAGUAAAUACAUCAAAGUCUAGUUUAUUGAUGCAAUAAUUCUAAUUCAGUUCCUUUUUAUUUUAUUUGUUUUGGAUUUUUUUAGUUGCUCGAUUUUCAACUUGUAUGAAUGAAAGUUGAAAACGUAGGGGACUUCUGGUGACUCAUAUUAUGAAGUGAAAAUGAUUUUUUUUUCUUGUAUGUGGUCUGCGUGUUGCAGGGUUUUUCAAAAGGAAAUGUUCCUGGUUUGAACCACAACAGAGCAAGAAAACCAAAAAAUAUAUCGUUUCAAAACUAUGCUCACCUGACAUACGAAGCACAUUUCUUGUCAAACCGAUUCAUCACCUUUAAAGUCUAAUUAUGAAACUGAUUGUACCCGAUGAUGGCGCAACUCCCUGUGUCUGCUAAUGUACUUGCAUUGUAUUCAUUCUUAAGCCAUGUGGGAAGUGUUACGUAAGGUUGUCAGGUGAUGAGUCAGUAAAUUGAGUAAGUGACAUGGACAGGAAAUUACUUGACAAUGACACAUGAAUAGAGCAUUUAUGAGUAACGUUAAGUAGUGGGGUAUUUCAGUAGUAGGCCUAUGGCUUUUUUUAAAUAGUAAAGAGUAGGUUUUAAAGUUGACAUUAAGUAAUUACAUUUGACUUGUUAACUGUCUUAUCAGUUUGAUUUACACAAACUGGUUUCGCUUGGAGCCAGGCUGGAGGCAGUUAGCCGCCCCCAAGAGAGAAGAAAAUGUAACUCCAAAGUAUUAUUUACAUUCUUAGCUGGCUUGCUAACGUCAACCGCUGAUAAGGCUACACUCAAGAAUCAGCUGAUAUAGGUCAGAGUUUGGGGGCUGUUGGAACAAGGAAACUUCACCUUGAAGAUUGAUUUUCAUGUAGUCAUUGGGGCUAAUAUUAAAUUAGCUCUUGGUGGUCAGUAAAUAUGUCUGGAUUUAAUCCAGAAUAUCUCCUCUCACUUGUUAAACAGAGAAGAUGUAAUGUGGGUGUGGAAGCUUUCAAAUUAUUUAAAGGCCCCUUUUCUGCACAAGGCCACGUCUGAGUUAUGAAAGUAAAGUAGCAGUAGUAGUAAUGUUUCUUUUCUGCUGAGUAAUGAGUCAUGUAAUGGUAUUGCUUAAUGAGUGAUGUGUAAUGUCUGGUUACACAUUUCAAGUAACUUUCCCAACACUGUUUAUGAAGUGCAAGUUUUGAAAGAGGUUAUUUUAGUUUAACUUGUGGGCUUGAUAAAGCAGGGAAAUGAUUGGUUUCUUUAAAACCUUGUUGCUGUGUGUGCUGGCACUCCAACAGAGAUAAACAUGUAUUUAGCUAACUGAUAAUGUCGGAACAGGAUGUGUGAGACCAAUUUGGAAGCAGCAGAGUAAAGUUUGAGUUUUUUUUUCUCUACCACACACACACAGGAACAAGAGGAAAUGUUUGUAUUUGACUUUAAUAGUGGAAAAAGACAAGUUUCGGAUUAUUCAUACAUAUUCAUACCAGACCAUGUUGGGUCAUACAUUGGGUGUAAAUGUGGUUGCGUGCAUGCACCAUUGACAUUCCCAUUCCCAUCUUACUUCUGUGUCAAACUGAAUUCACCUCAGGUGUGAGUUUAGCUUUGAGUUAUAUUCAUAGCAACAAGUGUCAGUGGAUCCCACAGAUAGCAUCUGAUUGGCUCAUUGAUUAUGGUGAUAUUAUUUGGCUACAGCUCAAAAUCAGAGCAAUGCUGAGCCCUGAAAUGUAUCUUCUGACUCCAAAGUUUACUCUCAGGCAAGAGGGAAGUCAUCUUAAUGUCUUUUAAAAUAUACUUUAGUAUUGCAUGAACUAUAGAACAGUAGUUGUUUUUUUGCAGUAGGAGUUGCAAAAUUUUGCUCCACCACAUUUAAAUGUACUUUUAGCUUGAAAUCUCAAUAUUAUGAUUAAAAUGCGACAAAAACAAAAUUAUUUUGGCUAAUUAGACUUCUUCUCAGACUGUGCUUGAUUGACAUCUCUCUCUUUUUUGCACCUAUGAAGGUGGAACAAUUACACCAUUAUCAUCCUUAAUAGUACAUGGAGUCUGGUGAUUUCAGGUUAUUCAAGCAUAACUCCUCCUGCAUCAACCUGAGCAGAGGUCUCCUCAGCCACAAUAAGUAAAAACAUGGGUGUGAUUGUGCACGGCCUUUAAGGUCAGAGGGCACAGUUUUUACAGAAUCCUUACUUUACUCUGAACAUCAAUGCUUUACACUGUUAGUAGUGCUUCAGAAGGAAAACCCAUCAGGUUUUAUUGACUCUCUGUAUACUGUAGCACUUUUGCAGUGAGAGGUGUGUCGCCUUACUGGGAGUUGCCUAGACAGAGCACAUACUUAAAGUUCAAUAUUAACUUGUUUAAACAUUUUUCUUGAUUUGGCUGACUGCAAAUAUGGGACAAAUUGAACUUUAUUGAAUUCAGACCUUCAGUAACUGCAAAAAAGCAUAAGGAACAUAUAGUGUUCCUUGUGGACAUAUAACAGGGCUUUUUUCCCCCCCACUCCAAAAUAGGUCAAUACGUGCAUAUCCCUACUGAGAGACUCCGGGCCUCUCUCCACUCUGUGAAAUAUCUUGCAUACUGUUAAGAACAGUGGGGGCUCACUAAAGUAGUCUGUAGUGUGAAACUGCUGUCUAGCUGAAAAGAUUUAAACAUAUAAUGAAGCAUUUUAAGGAGACUGAAAUUCAGUAAUAUUAUAAAGCAUAAAUGCAUGUACCAGAUGGGUCACUCAAAAACAAACCCCAGAGAGAAUUAUCACAACUCAGUAGUGCUACAGAGAACCUUAGCCUCUUUUAGCUCAUUGUUUUGGUUUUAUGGUCUCAUUGCUUAUCAAUCUUAUUUCUGGCAGUAAAGAAAGCUCAGAAAUCGCUACGUACACUACCUGCCCAGCUACAAACAACAUUAGCAUUGAGCAGGUGAAGAACGGCGCAAACUAAAGUUUAGCUAGCAAACUAAAAUUAUUUUUGUCAAGACGUUUAAGUGGAGAGUAGAGUCAAUACUGGACUUUUGCAGGCGUUUUGUACACAACGCAACAUACCUGCUGAAUGUGUAAAUAAAAUAUUUGUUAGCACGAUAGCCAAAACUAUUUUAUGAGGUGAUAAUAUGUGACUGGCUAGUCCUCAUUGCUUCUGUUGGUUGGGUUGGUCAGGUUUAGGCAUGAGAAGUUAGAUUGGUUAGCAUAACAUGUUGAUUUGUCUCUGUUAGCAUUAGCUGAAGUUAUAACGUUAGCCAAAACAACUUUAUUCAGCCAUAAUAUGUCAGGGAUUUUAGUUCAUCUUCCCCCAAGUGACAAAAAAAUAAAUUAAUGCAACUUUAAGAAAACAAUGACAUGAAAGUAAUGGGUGAGCUGUGUUGGAAAUGUCUCAUAAUCCACAGAAGUGGGACACGGUGUCCUCUACAUUUCCCUGUCGAAUGUUCUUUUGUUUUACAAGCAGAUGAGAAAAAAAAAAUCAGCAGACCACAGGGAAUUCGGUCACCCCUGUGGUUGCAUAAGGCCCCAUAAACAUUUUACGAGUCCCUGGAAUAAUGCCAAACAUUAAUUGUUCUCUCAGAGGUUAAUGCUAGUAAUUUCAGUGGUGGUUAGCCACCAAAAAUGAACUGUACGAGUAUUACUGAAUGUUCCCACCUCAUUUGGCAGGGGAAAUCAGUAGAGUAAGCACUGGUGUGGUAUCAGAUUUUGUUUGUUUGUAAUGUGAAAGGUUUGUACUGCCAGUCCCACUGAAACUCAAUUUUUAUAUUUUUCGACACUGCUGUAAAUAGAUUUGGAGCCAACAAGUUCACAUCUGUCACAUUAACUUAAUAACGCAGCCUAUUUGAUGUGCUUAUGCAUGUUUUUCCCAGCAAAAUGUCUCCUAACUACAGCUGCUCGAUCAAUGUGGUGGAGUAAAAAAUGUAUUCAGAAAUGUUACUUCUAUGUUUUUCCCCUUGUACUGUACUGCAUUUGCAUUACCUAUAACUUUCUAUAGUGUCCAGUCUACUUUUUUCUUUUUUUUUAAGUCUGUAUCAGUGCUUUAAUCUAACAUAAAUAUAUAGUUUGAACUCUGCAAUGCCUGGUAUGUAACAUAGCGGACACACACACUCACACACACACACACACACACACACACACACACAUACAGAACACAGAAAAACACAUGGGCCAUGUGAGUGAGCUUUUCAGGCUUUUGUUGACUUUGGCACAGAGCCGUCUCCACCCCAGCCCCGCAUCCAUUCCCUCACAUAAACACACACACACACACACACACACACAUUCAUACAACCCUGUAUUUUACAGUCCAUUCCUUUCACAAACAUUUCCUUUUUUCCUCUCCCCAUUAUCCCAAGUGGAUAUGCAUGCAUUCUUUCUUCCUCAAGUUUUAUGAGUCGAGCCCAAGCUUUCUGUAUAACAAAUGUGUUUUUCACUUAAGUUGGUCGGGAGCCAAGUUUUGUUUUUCCUCUAUGAAAAUGAUGGCUGUGUUUAUGGUAAUUGAGUUUAUUUAUAAUAAAGAAAAUGUUCUUGUAAUAAACUGCCCUACUGUGAUAUUUUAGAUAGAAAACUUGUCUUGAGUCCUCUUGGUUUUUCCUGGGCUGCAUUAGCACAGUUAAGUAUAGUCAACAUUAGCAGAGGAGCGGCAGCAGUUAAUGGAUUAUCACUUUUUUUUUUUUUUUUUUUAAUAAAUGCAAAGGCUUUUCUCAUCCUUUUUAAUCCUUUGUUUAAAAACAUCUGUCCAAUGCACAGUCGCAGUAACUACACACACAUAGACACACACAUGUAUGCACUAAUAUGGCUCUGAGUGUGUUCACUUUCCGAUAUUUGGGGUCGAAAUUCGGGCCGUCCAACCACUGAAGAGGGGGGACAACAACUGUCCGCCAUCUUGUCAGUGCUGCCGAGCAUAUGGAGACACACACAGAAGUAGUUCAGUAUGGCUCUGAAUGUACCGGGUCUGGUGGUGAUGGCGGUGUUCUACCUGCUGAUCUUGGGCACGGGCAUCUGGGCAUCCAUGCGCUCCAAGAAGGAGGAGAAGAAAUGCACAGGAGAUGGCAUGGAGAUUACACUACUGGCUGGACGCAACAUCAACUUACUCGUCGGCAUCUUUACUCUUACGGCUACAUGGGUGGGUGGAGGCUUCAUAUUGGGUAUAGCUGAAGCAACAUACAACCCAACAUUAGGUGCAGUGUGGGCUCUUAUGCCUGUACCUUAUGUCAUGACCUUCUUCUUAGGUGGCUUUUUCUUUGCUAAGCCCAUGAGAGAGAACAAAUAUGUGACAAUGAUGGACCCCUUCCAACAGAAGUAUGGGAACUUCCUGAGCAGUGCGCUGAUCUUUCCUGCACUGGUGGCCGAUGUGCUUUGGGUGGCACGCACACUCGUCAGCCUGGGUGGAACUAUGAGUGUGAUCCUGGACCUGUCCUACAUCUACUCCAUCAUCAUCUCCUCAGUGGUGGCCAUAAUCUACACACUGCUGGGGGGGCUCUACUCAGUGGCUUACACAGAUGUCAUCCAGCUCAUCCUCAUCUUUGUCAGCCUGUGGGUGUGUGUUCCUUUCCUGAUGACCAACCCACACUCUUUGGACAUCUCACUGACGGCCUACAACCAGACUUUCCAGGCUCCCUGGGUAGGCACGGUGAAGCUCGAUGAGGCCGGCAAGUGGUUCGACGACUUCAUGCUGUUGGCUCUAGGCGGUUUAGCCUACCAGGCAUUCUACCAAAGAAUCCUGUCAGCCUCAUCUUACACGCAGGCUCAGGUGACCUGCUUUGCUUCUUCAGCCUUCUGCCUGGUGCUGGGUAUCCCCUCCAUCCUGAUUGGAGCUGUGGCUGCGUCUACAGACUGGAACUCAACCCUCUAUGGAUUGCCUACCCCAUAUGAGCGCGAACAGGCAGGCUCCAUCCUCCCCAUCGCUCUGCAGUUCCUCACACCCCCUUACAUCUCCGUCAUCGGCAUCGGAGCUGUAGCUGCUGCUGUCAUGUCCUCCAUGGACUCGGCCCUGCUGUCCUCUGCCUCAAUGUUUUCCUCAAAUAUCUACAAAAACAUCAUCAGGAAGCAGGCGUCUGACCGUGAGAUGCAGUGGGUGAUCCGUAUCUCAGUGGUGGUAGUGGGUCUGGCUGGCACUGCCCUCACCUUCCUGGACAGCAGCGUCCUGGUCUUCUGGCUGGUGGGUGUGGACAUGUCCUACACCAUCAUGUUCCCUCAGUUGGUUUGCGUCCUCUUCUUCAAGGUAUCCAAUGGCUACGGCGCCACUGUCGGCUAUCUGAUUGGAAUCAUCAUGAGGAUCCUGAGCGGCGAGCCACUCAUCGGCCUCCCGCCCGCCAUCCGUUUCCCUGGCUGCCGGAUGGACGCGGAGGGAAAGCUGACCCAGUUCUUCCCCUUCCGCACUCUAAUCAUGGUCAUCUCUCUUGUCUCCAUUCUGCUCUUUUCCUGGCUUGCCUCCAUCAUUUUCAACAAGGGCCUGCUCUCUGAGAGGUGGGAUGUGUACAAGAUCAAGCGCAAGCAGAAACCAACAGCCAAAGCCACACAGGACAAGAGGACCAACCCCGAAAGCGAAGAACCCUCCGUGUCCAAGCAGCUACUGGACACUACCAGCUGCUGAAGAGGGUCAUGAAGAGGGAGAGAAUAUGGGCUCUGGCUGGAGCGGACAUGUUCGCCUGCCAAGCUGGAGUUCACAGAGGGGGAACAACAGCAAAGGCUGAACAUUGAGUACAGAUUCUGUACUACAUCACAGUGAAUUUGUGGCAAUAACAUACAGACCUACAUUAACUAAGUGUGAUCUGAGCUCUCUGGCACACUACUUCAUCAGAUGCCUCAUUGCCCUCUAUAAAGAAUACAGUAAAAACAGGCUACUUGGCUAGUGUAUGUUAGAAAAACAAAUUAUUAGCCAGCAUAACAUACAGUGUGGAUAAUUUCAUUCAUAUAGGCCCCACUUAUACAACAACCAAGCUGAGAAUAAAUUGAGAUUGUGUUGUUUUAUACUGUAUUUUUCUUUAUACAUCAUUGAAAUAGAGGCAAUCCACACAAAGAACCCAGAGGUAAGUUCAGCACUUGAGCCAUUAAUAUUAACUUCCAUUUGGCAAAAAGAACAGGACUAGUUAAAUAAGUGAUGAAGUUAAACCGAGUAAAAUUUUAAGUAAUACAACAAAGAAACAAACUUGUACAUUUUGUACAGGCUGAGAAACUGCCCAGAUACAGAGAAGGGAAGCGUCUGCUUCUUGUUUCCUAAACACCAACAAAAACACACUUGCACAAGAAAUGGACUUUAUCCCAAAGGAACAAUCAGUCCAACAGAAUGAUGAUAAAAUAGUUUACAAUUCACUUUUAACAAAAUGUGUAAUUAUUUAUAAGCUUUUACUGGUCAUGAUAGAAAGCAUUCAGACUGUGUCGCUCUCGGAAACAGGAAUGCAAAAAAGCCAUCUGAUUCAUCCUUUACUAAAUAAAUCUGAAUCAGCUUGGCCCAAGUGUGGCUGGCUGGAAAUGUGUCUCGUGACGCUGUACUGCGCUACAAGUGCGUGUAGCUUCUCUUUCAGUUUGAACCUCUGCAAACAAUUUGCAACAAUGCACAAGCAUGACAGGGCUCUCUAUCGCACCAGAAUAAAAACAAUGCCUACCAAAGAACAAAAAACAAGCGUUGGGUUGUUAGUUAAUUUUAGAUUAUUUUUAACUUGUGAAAUAUCACACUUAGACAAAUAAUCAUUGCUCUCACACCAGACUUGAUUUUGUUUUAAAAUGACAGAUAGUACUGUUUUCUGAUCACCAAACUGCUCAAUUGUGUAUCAUCUUAAAUGUAUGAUUUGUAAUAGUCCACACUCCCAAAAAAAGGUUCUCUAUUUUGUAAAAGUGAAUUUGUAUGCAACAGGUGGAAGUUAUGAGAACAUAUCGAAGAUGUGAAGGUUUAUAUUUGUAUGUAAAUGUUCACCUCUCAAUUACUGCUCAAUAGACACCAGCAAGUUUAAGACUUUUUUUUUCUUGUUACAACACUGUGACAAAGUGUGAAAAUCACCCAGGUACGGAUGACUCAAGUGUCCCACCCUGUCUGACUGUGACACAUGGACAAAAGUGACUCAAACACUAUGUCAGGCUUUCGGAUCGCUAAAUCCUUUUUAAUCUAAUGUUUAUUUAAUAUUACCCAUUGUGUUGUGAACGGCGACAGGGAGACACACAGAGCCACAGAACUCGAUCUCCCAGCGCGCCACGGUUACUGUUGGCCCAUUCCCCUUGGUUGCAAUUUUUACUAAGAUGAUUAUAACUGAAUGUAGCGGUUUACUGCAACUGCAUGGAGAGAAAGAUUGCCAGACAUCUCCCUCGUUUUCCUCCUCCUCACCCAUUCCUCCUCCUCCUUUUUACUCCGUUGUCUCUUAGCAUGGAAUGGCUCAAGAGAGGUGUUUUUCAGCACAUUUGUACUGUACAGUUAUUUGUGUAAUAUGCUAAAGCUGUAGUUUACAGUGGGAUCAUUUUUUUUCUCCUCUGGGGUGGUGGAAAGGUUUGCAGCUAAGAUUCUGAGAAAUUAUCACGAAACUUUCAAAACAGUACUCCUUUUUAUUGAUUAGUUGUUACAGAGAUAACUGACUGUUCAAUUUUUUUAAUUUAUGUUGCGUUGUACUGAGCCUGCAGUUUGUUAUGCAAAGAGAUUCUCACUAAUGAGUGACAGUCAGAAAGCCUUCCUCUCAUACUGUAGCCUUAAAUAUCACUGGAAACUGGUUUCACUCCGCUGUCUGCGGUUAUUUGCUGGACAUCGUAAAAUGGAUGUAUACUCUAGUCACUGUUCAAAUACCUCAUGGAGUUGUAAUGUUGGCUUUAAGUAUACAAAACUUUAAUCUAUGAUUCUGACUUCUAUCCAAAACAUAUUGUAACGUAUGAAUGUCAAAACCUUUCAUUUUCCAAAGACUGAUCACACAGAACAAACUGUGUCUCAAAACAGUACCCAUGCAGGACGCAAUGCAUGAUUCUUUUUUAUGUGCGAUUGUGAUUUCUUCCAAUAUUAUACUCUUGUACUGUACAGCCUAAUCAUGAUUUGUAUAUUUACACUUUUUAAUUUUUACUUAAGUUGAUCAUUAUGCGUUGUGAGUUGCAGAGGGGAAAACACAGCUGUGUAUUUUAUCUCAAGUUAGCAACGUUUUAAAGUCAAAUACCUUUUUUUUUUUUUUGCAGAUUAAAUGUAGAAUAUCACCUCCAUGUUGAGAUCAUCCUCAGAUUACUGGGCGGCAACUCACAUAUUUGUUCAGUGAUUCUGUUCUCAUCUUGAACAGAUGUGUCACACAUGUCAGGAAAAAAAAUGCUACAUGCCUAUACAUGACAGUACUAUCAGAAUGAAUUCUUUCCCAAAAAAUGACAUGCUGUCUCCAGACAUAUGUUGGAAACCGCAGUCCUCAACAAGCCGUCCACAAUAUAUCGAAGGACAGCAAAGCCUUCAUAAUUGAGUGUAUGUACAUGUAAUGUCUACGUUUCACUUUUAUCACUUUUUGAGCAGAAAUGUUUUAUUUUUCAAUGUUAAGUUAGUCAGAGGUCAUCUAUAACAGUACGGGACAGUUAGUUUUAUAAUAUAAAUAGGUAGUGAGUUAUAUAUUGUAUUUCCCCCUAAUAUGUAUUUGGUUUUAUACUAUUAUGCAUGUUGAUUUGUCAUUAACUGCGUUGUUUGUAUACUGAACUUUCGUGAAGGCUGUUCUUUCUUGCCACUUGGCAAGGUCCUACUUUGUAACCAAUUAAUGUAAAUCCCCAUGGGGUGAUGUUCUAUCAAAAUAAAUGCUGAAACCAAACAA